AUGUUUUCUUCAGUAGUCAAUUCUGGGGCCAAGGAAUUAUGGUCUGGAGUUGUAGCUUCUUCGAAACUUCUUUUUAAUGGUGUGGCUAUACAAAGGAGGUAUGCGAAAAAGAAUGAUGGUUGUAGAAGAGCUCAUGCCGAUAUACCAGAGGAACCCUAUCCAUGUGAACGUAGAAAGAAAAAGAAGCCAGGAAUUUUGCAUAGAAUUAAGUUGAAAAUUGUCGAGGGUGGCACUAACUUUGGCACUCCAUUUCGUAACAUUAAAUGCGAAGAGAAAGUGUGCAAGGAGGUGGUCGUACCAGAACCCAAGGCGCUACCUGCGCCUGUCAAACCGAUCCCACCGAUGCCACCACCUCGGCCUAGCGUCCAGGUAUCGAUUCUUGGGGCGGAUACGUCUCUAGGACAUUAUAUUGCACUGUUGCUUAAGCAGUGCUCGUGUAUAAAGAAAUUGCGUUUAUACGAAGCAAAUGAACCGAACGAAUCAUGCAACCGCAAUAUUUUUCAAGUGGUAGAGGAUCUGAGGCAUAUCAAUACGAAUUGCUUUGUCGAAGCUUUUAGCUGCACUUGCAAUGAACUAGAGAGAUGUCUACAGAAUUCCGAUAUUGUCCUCAUGUUGGAAAACGGUUACCUAAGCCAAGAUAUGCCUAUGGAAACAAGAUUUGCGUACAGUGCUCCUCUUGUCAAACGUUACACUGACGUUAUUGCAAAUGAAUGUCCUAAAGCAUUUAUAAUUGUGUGUGCUACGCCUGUUGAUUGCAUGGUACCAUUAGUUUCCGAGACAUUAAAAGAAACGGGGUGGUAUGAUCCAAGGAAAGUGUUGGGUUCUGUGGCCGUACCGGAAAUGCGUGCGACCACGCUCGCCGCCCGCGCCUUAAGCCUAGAACCAAGUUACGUGAGAGUGCCUUGCGUCGGCGGAACCGAAGGAAAUGCCUUAGUGCCUUUGUUUUCUAAAGCAGUGCAAUAUUUUAACUUUAGUGAGAGCAAUACAUUGAUGAUGACCAAAACAGUACGUGAAGCGCCUAGUGCAAUUGCUCGUUCUGAUGGAGAAUGUAAAAAAGCCGCCGAAUUGAGUGAAGCCCAUGCUUUAGCUAAUCUAGUUACUAAAGUAGCAUGGGCAUUACUAUGUAAAGACGUACCAAGGGUCAGUGGUUUCGUCGAAACAGAUGCUAGACAAGUUAUUUCCCCGGCAAGAUACCUAUCGAUUGAUGUACAUCUCAAUCAAGAGGGUAUCAGCGAUAAAUUCGAUAUUCCUGGCAAGAUGAGUGAUGCGGAAGUGGAGCUAUUAGAUGAGGGAUUCACUGUAUUGACGGAACAUGUUAAAUACGCAUUGGAUUGGUAUGCACACGAUCGUGAUAUGAAGCUUAUUAGUGGAGAAGUGCUUGCAAAGAAAGACUUCCAUUAUGCCAAGAAAUUCACCCACGUAGAAGAUUGUCUGUGCCAGGUAGCAUCUUAA
Molecule: messenger RNA, 1452 nt
Organism: Pieris macdunnoughi
Lineage: Eukaryota; Metazoa; Arthropoda; Insecta; Lepidoptera; Pieridae
Source: the annotation of a GenBank genome assembly